Molecule: messenger RNA, 4141 nt
Organism: Pteronotus mesoamericanus
Lineage: Eukaryota; Metazoa; Chordata; Mammalia; Chiroptera; Mormoopidae
Gene: DIRAS2
Product: DIRAS family GTPase 2
Exons: 3
Coding region: 335-934 (199 amino acids)
Biological process (GO): signal transduction
Cellular component (GO): plasma membrane
Molecular function (GO): GTPase activity; GTP binding; GDP binding
Source: RefSeq, a predicted model, not a curated record
GCGAGCAGCCGCCGCUGCAGCAGGCAUUUGGCAAGCGCGGAAGUCAGAAAUAGAAGAGGGAGGAGAAGGAAGGUCGGAGGACUGCGGGACCGCUUGACAGUGCCAGGCCGCGCUGGUAGUGCGCGCAGGUGCGCUGGGGACUCAGUUUUUAAGCUGAGACAGCAGGCGGGGUUUGUGUGCCAUCACCUGCCCUUUCUUCUCCCUUUGAGUACAAACCUGCGUGUACAUCCUGGCUCCCAGUGGCCCCUGCUUUCUUCCAGAUUUGCUCCAUUGGAUAUCCAUCAACAUACCUCUGCAGGUGCUUUUUGGUUAACAGUUGGAGCCCUCAAGCAAUAUGCCAGAACAGAGCAAUGAUUACCGGGUGGCUGUAUUCGGAGCAGGUGGUGUUGGCAAGAGCUCCCUAGUCUUGAGGUUUGUGAAAGGUACGUUCCGGGAGAGCUAUAUCCCCACUGUGGAAGACACCUACCGGCAGGUCAUCAGCUGUGAUAAGAGCAUCUGCACAUUGCAGAUCACAGACACUACGGGCAGUCACCAGUUUCCCGCUAUGCAGAGGUUGUCCAUUUCCAAAGGGCAUGCCUUCAUCCUGGUGUACUCCAUCACCAGCCGGCAGUCCUUGGAAGAGCUUAAACCCAUUUAUGAACAAAUCUGUGAGAUCAAAGGGGAUGUGGAGAGUAUCCCCAUCAUGCUAGUGGGUAACAAGUGUGAUGAGAGCCCGAGCCGCGAGGUAGAGUCCAGUGAGGCAGAGGCCCUGGCCCGCAAGUGGAAGUGUGCUUUCAUGGAGACCUCGGCCAAGCUCAAUCACAACGUGAAGGAGCUUUUUCAGGAGCUGCUCAACCUGGAGAAGCGCAGGACUGUGAGCCUACAGAUCGAUGGGAAAAAAAGCAAGCAACAGAAAAGGAAAGAAAAGCUCAAGGGCAAAUGUGUGCUCAUGUGAAUGCCCUUUUCAUGUCCCCUGGAAUCUCGCCUUCCUCCUUUCCCCUGAAACCCACCAUUGUCAGGGUAGCAUGUAAGAUGCCCAUAUGUUAUAUAUUGCAUUUUGACCGAAAUGUGCCCUAUUGUCCCUAAGAGGGCAUUUUACACCACCAACAAUAAGCGCCCCUCUUCAGAACCAGGGAAUCUUCCAGAUGGUUAAAAUGAAAACCAACAUGCUUGGCCUCGCAGGGAGCUGAGAGGUGCCAGCAUUCUCUGAAGGCAUCAUGUGCCAUCAGGAGGUAGUGUGAGCUGAGGGGAGCCACUGUCACCUGCAUGUGUGCCUGAGCAUGUUCACCUGGAGCUGCAGGUGCUACCACAGACCAGGCCUUUCCCUCUGCUCAGCAGUCAGUGCCUCCUUGGGGGAAGGGAGAGGCUGGAGGAAGUGAAAAGACCACGCCAAAAUCUCUUUAUUUCAUGGUUCUUUAGCUGGAUUAAAAUAGAAUAACAGCCUCCCCUAGAGGAUGUUCUCUCCAAUGCCCAGCUGACCUAUGCACCUUGCUUCCCAGUGGGAGUGUACUCACCUCACUAGGCCUAAUUAGCAGCUUUUGGUUUAACCUUUUACAGAGUUUCUUUUCACACACAAUGAUGAGCUCACUACAAGUGUGCUGCUCUGUCAGGAAUUCUUCAGUGCAUGAGUGAGGAUAUUGUGACUUUAUGAAUACCCCGCACUACUCCUGUGUUAGACUCAAGGGUUUUACAUGUGAAGUUUCCUUCCUUUAACCCAUGAAGGAUAUAACUUCUUCCAGCUCUCAGAUUUUAAAUAAAGGCAAUUAAAGCAGACAUUUCUGUUUUCCUCCAAGAUGGAUUUCUUCUUUCAAAUAACUGGAUAUGUAUCCAGCUGGGCAACAGCUGACAAAGGCCAUCUGAAAACCAGAAGCACAUUUCUUUUCUCAGUGACACAGACAUGUGUAUGCCAUACUUUGCACCUUAAUGAAAUAUUUUCAAACAAAUUUUUCACUGUGUUUCAAUGAGCUAUCUAUAACAGUAUAUUUCUGGAAAAUGUCUUCAAAUAAUAGUAGAUUAUCUUAGAUUUUCCAUUAUAAAUGCCUCCUAAGAGCUGUUCAGUGCCGUGUUCACUUGGGAAACAAUUAUGUUUUUCUCAUAAUGAUCUCAUGUGCAUCCUAAUCCUUCAGACUGAAUUACAGCCAUUACCACUUCCUGCCUGCUGGCUUGCAGACAGGAUGGUGGUUGGAGACAGGCAGGACAGCGCCUACUGUCUUCAGUUGCUCUGCUAUCCUCGAGUCUGCUUCCUGAAAAUUCCCACUGAAAGCCUGUGAAUUCUCUCAUCAUUUCCAGUGAGUAUAGCCAAUGCUGGCCCCGAAUACAGAACUUUCCUUGCAGCAGUCCUUCCUGUGGCCCACCCAGCAGGCACAGGAAGUUAAGUGCCCACUAGGCUUGUGCAGGGAGCUCCCUAGCUGUGAGUAGCAGCACCAGCUGGGGCAGAGUCAUCAAGUGCGGGAUGAUGGCAUGCACACCCUGUGGGUCUCCUCACAUGGCACCUGCCCCUCCUGAGCAGGGCUGAGGCAGCAGCAACUGGGCAGCAAAUUCUAAAUUUACUGCCUCUGGUUAAAUUGCCCUUGCCUAUGUCUCAUCCUUUCUACUCUUUUAAUAACUCUCCCUUGGGAUGUAUUUAGUGUGUGGGAGUUGCCUUGAGAACCAUUUGUUCUGUGAUCUUCCCACCACGAUGGCCUCCAAGAGCAAAUCCUGAGCAGGGAGGGUAUGGAAGCAACCUGGGUGUCAGUGGGGUCACGCAGAACCCCUCUCCAGGCCCUCUCCAAGUCCUAAUGGGUGUGCCCUCCUGUGGGCUUGUCCUGUUCCAGGUGGCUGACCCACAGCCCUCACAGUGAAAUUGAAUUGGUGGAUUUUCUAGGACAUUUGUGUUUCAACUUGUCUCUACCUUUUUUCUAUUUCUAUAAUCAGAGAAAUAUAAUCAAUUUUUAAUUUGGCUAUGGGUUAAGUGGAAAAAGAAACAGGGCUUCAUGUUCAACAUGGAAUUUAGAGGUCUUGGGUGGGUGUUUUGCUAACAGUAAAAUGUGUGAUUUCCCACAGACUGUCAUGUCCAUAAGGCUUCCAGUGUGUGCUUUCCCUGCCAAUUGUCUGGUUCCCACUGAUGUAAGUCAGAAUUGCUUUUUGCCCUAUCAAGGCAGUGUCUACAUUUUUAACUGUUUAGAGCUUCAUCAAUACGAGAAACUUGUCAUUAGUGAAAAUCUGAUCUCAUUCAGGACACAUUUUAUUCUUCUGCAUUUUGCCUAUGAGUUUACAAGAAGGCUAUUGACGCUUCAGUCAUGGGUCUUUGUUCUGAGAUCAUUUUCUGUGAACGGAACUGAUGGUAUUGUGAUUAAGGCAAAUAGUCUUUCAGAAGUUCCAUAAUUGAUUCAGGGCUUGAGGAGAUAGUUCCACAGAAUCGGAUGUUGUUAGCAUUUAUGUGAUCCCAUCUUGAAUAUGUAGUUGUGGUUCUUGAGGAUGCAACCUAUGUUGCAUAUGGGCACAGAAGUUUUGACCUAGCACAGUAAGUCAAAAACUCAAAAUAUUGCUUUGAAGAUGGCACUCCGGAGAUAAGCUUGGGGCUCUCCUGUGUUCCCUUCUGUCCCCACCAGUCCUUCCUUCAUCCAGUGACAAGCCAUGGGCAUGUGGGCAUGCCUGCAAUACAGCAAGACCAGUACAAGAGCAAUAUUGAAUUGUUAUCAGAUCAAAAUUAUAACAACAUAUACAUAUAUAUAUAUAUAAUUUAUCUUCCUGCAUUUUUGAAGUAUAAAGUAAUACAUUGUACAUAUCCAAAAGUUAGUAUAUUUGUUUCACUGUUUGUAAUAUUUCAGAAAUGCUCAUUCUUUGUAGAAUAAAAAAAAAUACCUAAAAAGUUGCUCUGUGAUGAUUUUUUCAAAAUUUGUAAUGUGUUGCUCCUACAUCAGCUGUCUGGAAGUAUCCAUAACUCAUGGGAGACAUGUAAGCCCUCAAAGCUCCAUCCUGGAAGUCAGUACCCAACAAAGGCAACUGUGGACAGAGUAUUUAUAGAGCAUGACUUUUGUAUGUGUGGGAUGUCAAUGUGUAUAUUUAUAUUUAAGGUGUAUUUAUUGUUACACUUCCAUUAUCUAUUAUAUUUUACUUAUUGUACAGUGAUAAAAAUUGCCCUUGCAUACAAGUUUCUAGUGGCCAGUGAUGUUCUGAAAAU